This is a messenger RNA of Mycotypha africana, 477 nucleotides long. RefSeq lists its product as uncharacterized. Lineage: Eukaryota; Fungi; Mucoromycota; Mucoromycetes; Mucorales; Mycotyphaceae. The record is from RefSeq and is a predicted model, not a curated record. The coding region runs from base 1 to 477 and encodes 158 amino acids. The transcript is spliced from 4 exons.
AUGGCCAAUAAACAAGUUUACCAAAUUUUAAUAGACGAAGUGGCCAUUGCCCCAUUGAACUCUAUGCCACUAUCCACUCCAUUAGUCAAAGCAACUGCACUAAUUCUGCUUUGCAAUAUGGAACAGAUAUUAGCGCAACUUGAUUCGAUUCAAAAACGAAUUAAUCAUGCCUUGUGGCAGCAAUUGCAAUUGUCCAAGUACGCUAACAAGCUCAAAAACUCGAAUAUAGUCACUUUUGUACAACGACUUCAUCCACUGUGUCUAGAGGAUUUAAGUGUUGUUAAGUGUAGCCGCAUUUCGUUACAGCAGACGAUAAAGACUUUGACCAUGUUGUUUAGUAGCUUAUUGUUCAUCUUGUCUCGUAAAUACAAUGUCCCCUUUUUACAACUUUCAAUUAGCCAGUGUCAAAGAAGUCUCAUGAAUAGAUGGACAGACUACUUUGUAUUAGACCCUCAUAAUUUCAUGUAUUUGAUUUAG